UACUACGAUCGUGUUCAGCACACCAUCCAGCACGAGAAGAUUACAUCCAAGAUUCCGAGAGAGAGAGUAGCUCCUGUAUUGCACCGGGACGGUUAUUACUAUUUGCAGGACUUUGUGACAAGUUGUGUGUGUGCUAAAUCAUCAACAUGAAACACGUGAUCGUUAUCUUCGCCUCCCUGCUCGUAUUCUGCGCCGCCCAGGCCCAGGACGAUGUGCAACUAGUGCAGUUCACCAACGACAACAACGUCGAUGGAAGCUACCAAUUUGCCUACGAGCAGAGCGAUGGACAAAAGCGUGAAGAGAAGGGUGAAUUGAAGCCGGUGGAGGGAGCUGAGGAGCCAGCAUUGUCGGUGACCGGUUCGUACGAAUAUACUGACCCCAACGGACAGCGAUACCGUGUCGAAUAUGUCGCAGACGAGAAAGGAUACCGUCCGACGGUGACCAAGCUGUAGAGCGAAUUUUCCAACGCUUGCCGGCAACGGGGAACACAGUGAGAUUCAACACA
Molecule: messenger RNA, 505 nt
Organism: Anopheles moucheti
Lineage: Eukaryota; Metazoa; Arthropoda; Insecta; Diptera; Culicidae
Product: endocuticle structural glycoprotein ABD-5-like
Exons: 3
Coding region: 147-452 (101 amino acids)
Cellular component (GO): chitin-based extracellular matrix
Molecular function (GO): structural constituent of chitin-based larval cuticle
Source: RefSeq, a predicted model, not a curated record